Messenger RNA from Scomber scombrus (Atlantic mackerel), 4532 nucleotides. RefSeq names its product high affinity cationic amino acid transporter 1-like. Gene Ontology annotation, cellular component: plasma membrane. The coding region runs from base 173 to 2107 and encodes 644 amino acids. Gene Ontology annotation, molecular function: amino acid transmembrane transporter activity. NCBI's taxonomy places the organism in Eukaryota, Metazoa, Chordata, Actinopteri, Scombriformes, Scombridae. Gene Ontology annotation, biological process: transmembrane transport; amino acid transport. The transcript has 13 exons. The record is from RefSeq and is a predicted model, not a curated record.
GUUAAAGGCUGAUGAAAGCGUUUCGUGUGACUGUAGUCGGGAUAAUUGAAAGAGGCUGAAACUUUUUUCUUAUUUCUUAAGGUGAGAAACAGUGCCAUCGUGUUCAAGACCUAUUCUGAGGCUUCUGUCUGUGAAGGCCAGUUAUCCUCUCUAGAGCAGAGUGAGGGCCAGGAUGAUUCUGACGACAUUAAAGGGCAUUGGGAAGCAGCUUCUGCGAGUUAAGGUUGUGGACUGUAAUGCUGAGGACUCCCACUUUUGUCGAUGCCUCAACACAUUUGACCUGGUGGCCCUGGGUGUUGGCAGUACUCUGGGUGCUGGUGUCUACGUGCUGGCUGGUGCUGUGGCCAGAGAAAGCUCUGGACCAGCCAUCGUCCUCUCAUUCCUCAUUGCUGCCCUCGCCUCUGUCCUGGCCGGUCUGUGCUAUGCCGAGUUCGGAGCUCGUGUCCCCAAAACGGGCUCUGCUUACCUCUAUAGUUAUGUGACAGUUGGAGAGCUGUGGGCCUUUAUCACCGGCUGGAACCUCAUCCUCUCUUAUAUCAUCGGAACUUCAAGUGUGGCCAGAGCAUGGAGCGCAACCUUUGAUGAGCUGAUUGGAAAGCACAUUGAAGUGUUCUGCAGACAAUACAUGACCAUGAAUGCCCCAGGCUUCCUGGCAGAAUAUCCAGACAUAUUUGCUGUCUUCAUCAUAAUCACUUUGACAGGUCUGCUUUCAUUUGGAGUGAAGGAGUCAGCCUUAGUAAAUAAAGUGUUCACCUGCAUUAAUGUACUGGUGCUGCUGUUUGUGGUCAUCGGUGGCUUCAUCAAAGGAAACCUGAAAAACUGGGACGUGAACCCUGGAGAAAUCCUUAAUGGCACCAGCAACUCUAGCCUGAAUAUGUCCACUCCCUUACCAAAAAAGGAAAGUCUUGGUGAAGGCGGUUUCAUGCCUUUUGGCUUUUCUGGAGUCCUUUCUGGUGCUGCCACCUGUUUUUAUGCCUUCGUAGGGUUUGAUUGCAUCGCCACCACAGGAGAAGAAGUGAAGAAUCCCCAGAGGGCUAUUCCUAUAGGGAUUGUGGCAUCACUGCUUAUCUGCUUUGUGGCAUACUUUGGUGUGUCUGCAGCCCUCACUGUGAUGAUGCCUUACUACAUGCUAGACAAGAACAGCCCUCUCCCAGUGGCCUUUAAGUAUGUGGGCUGGGAGGGAGCCACUUACGCAGUGGCCCUUGGCUCUUUAUGUGCCUUGUCGACCAGUUUACUAGGCUCCAUGUUCCCAAUGCCGAGAGUGGUCUGGGCCAUGGCAGAAGAUGGCCUGCUCUUCAAAUGUUUGGCUAAAAUCAGUCCACGAACCAAAACCCCUUUAACAGCAACACUAGCAUCAGGUGUUGUGGCAGCGGUGAUGGCUUUCCUGUUUGACUUGAAGGACCUGGUUGACCUCAUGUCUAUUGGCACUUUGCUGGCUUAUACUCUGGUGGCUGCCUGUGUGCUGGUCCUCAGGUACCAGCCUGAACUAUCCAGUGCAGCCUACGAGAUGGCCAACACUCAGGAUGAACCUGAAAUUGGCGAGUCCUAUAAUGAAGGGAAAAUAGACAUGUUACCGCAGCCAGAGGAUCACUUCACCAUGAAGAACCUCCUUUUCCCUUCAAAUACAGAACCGUCCCCUCUUUCUGGCUUUGCUGUUAGCAUUUGUGCCAGUGUACUUGGUAUUUUGGUGUGUUUCUUCAGUGUUGUAGCUGUCCAAGGAGGGUUCGCACCCUGGUCGGUGUCUGUCCUCUCUAUUAUCAUGGUGGUCUGUCUAAUUGUCACCUUCAUUGUGGGGAGGCAGCCACAGAGCAAGGUCAAGCUUGCCUUCAAGGUUCCCCUGCUUCCAUUUAUCCCAGUCAUCAGUAUGUUCAUCAACGUGUACCUGAUGAUGCAACUGGACAGAGGAACAUGGAUACGCUUUGCCAUCUGGAUGGUCAUAGGUUUAGUUAUCUACUUUGGAUAUGGUAUCCGCAACAGUGCAGAGGCAUCGUUGACCAGGUCUGAUACCUUCACUCCAGCCUGCACAAUUAAGGGAGAGCCCAUGGCCACAGAGAAGGAAGCCUUCCUGCACAACACCAACACCAACGGAGAUGACGAUGAUUCCUGAGGAAAUGGGAGGUCCACUAAUCUUCUCUGGCUCUGUUCUUCAUAUAAACAUUCACAUCUGUUAAAUUAUCUGAAUUAGUUGCAAAACCAUUUGACAUGGAGAUUCUAUCACCCCUCUAAUCAGAACUUUGAGUUGUUAAUUGUUUGGUUGUAAAUGUAACCAAAAAUGUUGUCUAAUUUGGUUGUCUGAAAGAUGCAAAAAGGAUAAUUAGAGCUUUAGCAAAAAGCUUUUUACAAAGAAUCUCUUUACCCCUGAAAGCCAAGAUUUUUUUCUCAGAAAUCUUUUUUUAUUUUCUAGGUAGUUUCUUUUGCACUUUGGUAUGAUCAAUUACCUAACACAGCGAAAUCCCAAAGGCAACGCACAAAUAGUUUUAACAAAGUUGAGGUUUUAUUAAGGCAUCUGUUUAUUAUUCACCUUUUAAACUUUUUUCGGGUACUUAAUCCGCAGUUUAUUAGAAUGAUGACCCAGUCAUAUAUUUUGCAAUAACAUUUGACCUCAACUUGUUUUAAUAGGAGUUCAGUAUUUGUUACUACUUUUCUACCUUGAAAUUGCUCAACAUUUUGAAAUGUUGGCAAUAUAAAUAUACGCCAUUGUAAAAGACAGAACCAUUGCAUAAAAAAAGUUUAAGGCUCAUUACAUUUUGACAACAUUUAGCAAAGUUUGUCACUUGUCUUCGUGCGGUAGGAGGCACAGUGCUGGCUACUGUGUCCAAAGCCUGUGAGAGAUUAUUUUUUAAAUCCACAUUUUAUUUCAUACAGUAAUUGAUUACAUUAAGAACAAUGUGUUGAGCAAAUAAUUACCUCAAACACAUCUCAUUUUGUUAUUGAGGAAAGGUAGAGAAGGCACCAACUGUGCCUGUCUAUUAAUCAUAUAUCUCAAAGAAAUGCUGCAUGGUGCUCUGAAUAAUGUGCUGCAGUACUUUGUGAUCAGUGCAUCUCUGUGUGAAAGUGUUAAUAAGAGGUACAUUUUGUCUUUUCACUGAUCGAGAGUUUCCUCGCGGCACACAUUCACCAGAGAUCAAAUACAGCAGGGAUGUUUCCAUCAGGGAGUUGCACUUGUCUAAUUUAGCCAAUGAUAAAUUUAAAAAAAAGCCUCCAAUGUGAAUGAAUUCAUCAGAAACUACAGAGUAUAUUCUGUAUGUUUUUAAGUGCCUCCUUCUGUAAUGAAUGUAAUGUCUUUGAAGAUAUAGUAUUCCUAUCUCACCAGCUAAUAUUGUGAAAUAUAUGUUGUCUGUAUAUAAUGUGCACUAUGGAUUUUAAAAGCCUACAGUUUAAUAUAUGAGAAAUUUCACCUUAGUGAACCAUUUUUAGUGUUUAGUUUGCAUACAUCUAAAUGAAAUUAAGCACAAGAGAUACUGAACAUCUGUGUUUUCUGUAGCAAUAUUUUACUUUUCUUUAAUUUUGAAAAAGCCAAACUGGUAUAUUCAGAAACUGCACUAUCUGCAACAGCAACCCUCAAGCAGUUAAGAUGUACAAUGUAUUUCAAAGUGUCUUUGCCUGUCAGUCAUUAUUUAAUGACAUAGGGGGAUGAAGGUUGAUUGUGAGUGUGUGCAGAUUCCCAGGGCAGCUAAAAUCUCACCAAGACAUAUCAAGGUAUGUGUGCUGACUACAGACUGGAAAUGCAACAAGGUGAAAAAUUGCUAUUUAUUAUGCAUUGGGAGAAAAUAUUGAUGUAACCUGAGUCUAAAUUCAUUAGGAUUUAAUUGGAUUAUACAAAAAACAAACACUAUUUAUUGACAUUUAUUGUUAAUAUAGAUUUUUCUAAUGAUAGAAUUGAAGUACAAGUUGUAAGAUGGCUUUGUAUAUAAAUUCAAUGUAUGUAAUUUAUUACAUUUUAAGAUGAUAUCAAAGCAACAUUGUCAAAUAAGAUUGUGCUGAAGAACAUCAUUUUUUCCAUCCAGAUUUUGUUUUGUAUAUAACAUUUACUAUACACUAUGUUGUCAUUGCUUUCAAUUUAUCAGUCCUUGUGCAGCAGCUAGCCUUUAUGUUCAAUUUGGAGAUGUGUGAAUCUUUAAGACAUAAUCGGAUACAAGCAUGUUAUUGCUGCUUUGUUUUCACCUGUAAAUACAGUUUUCAUUUUGAAAGUUUCUGCCAAUUUUGCAACUUUUGGUAAACCACCAAACAGCUUAAAUCUAUAAAAUAUUCUUUUGCAAGCAUUGCAGAAAGGAAGAGUCACCAAUCAUGUGAAUAGCGACUCCCUUAUGAGUUGGAUGUAAAAUAUUAGGCUUCAGUUUCACUGACAUUGAAUAUGCUUUUCAUUAUUAAUGCUGUAGCGACAUUGUAGGCUGUAGAAAAGUCAUGUUAGGCUUCAUCUUUACCAAUGGAUUUUUGUCCAUGACACUGUUUCAUGUAAAUAUUUGCAUGCUGCACUAAAUGUUAAAUUUUAUGAAGCUUGAAAAAAGAUUUUAUUGUACCGCUAAAUUACG